Molecule: messenger RNA, 2801 nt
Organism: Pectinophora gossypiella (pink bollworm)
Lineage: Eukaryota; Metazoa; Arthropoda; Insecta; Lepidoptera; Gelechiidae
Exons: 10
Coding region: 39-1595 (518 amino acids)
Biological process (GO): transmembrane transport
Molecular function (GO): transmembrane transporter activity
Source: RefSeq, a predicted model, not a curated record
UGGCGAUUGUUGGCGACUAUUUGUAGUCACUGGUGACAAUGAUGGGUGACACUCGCAAGAAUGAAGAUAAUCCAGUGCCGUUCGAAGAAGCUCUUACUAAGACUGGUAACGGCCUGUACAAUAUCCUGUUGGUGUGCACAUGUGCGCUGAUCCUGCUGGCUAUUGGCGUGGAUCUGUUCGGGUUCAGCCUGGUGGUGACCGCCGCCUGUGACCUGGAGCUCACCGUCUCACAGAAGGGGAUACUCACUUCAUUGCCAUUUAUUGGCAUCCUGCUGGUAUCCUACAUCUGGGGCUACGUGUCAGACACCCGCGGGCGACGAUUCACACUGGUUCUAUCUCUACAGACAGGCUUCAUCCUCUCCUGCAUCAGCUGUCUCUCACCCAACUGGUUGGUCCUGGGCAUCGUCAAGUUCUUCUCCGUUUGCUUUUCAUGUGCAGCGAAUUCGGCAACGUACACGUUGGUGGGGGAGGCGUGUAUUCAGCGCGUGCGCAACAAAUACAUGUUACUGAUGACCUGCCUGCUGCUGCUGUCACCGGCCAUAGCUGGAGUUCUGACAUAUCCGACCUUAAAGCUAGACUUCGAAGUGGAACUCUACUGGUUAGGCCUGUACUUCAGACCAUGGAGACUGCUCAUCAUCGUCCUAGCGAUCCCUUCGGGAAUUGGAGGCCUGCUUAUUAUGUUCUUCCACGAAUCUCCUAAGUUCCUGGCCAAUUUGGGAAGAAAGGACGAAGCUCUGAAGGUCAUGAAACAUAUGUAUGCUGUCAAUCAUCGGUGUAGUCAAGAUGAGUAUAAGAUCCACUCCCUCACUCUAGAAGAAGUCUCCAGCAAGAAGGAACAGUCACUCCUGCGCAGCAUGUAUGAACAGAGCGCCCCUCUCUUCCGCCGCCCGCUGCUCUGGCGCACCUUGCAGCUCUUCUACAUCGUGUUCGUAGUGUACAUCACUAAUAACAGCUUCCUGGUCUGGUUGCCACAUAUCCUGAACCUGGUGAGAGUGGCUCUGGAGUCCAGCAACUCUGACACAGCCAACAUCUGCGCCUUGAUAUCUACUGAAACUGCUGUUAAUGGUGCUGAAAAUGUUACCGCCGUUAAUUAUACCAAUACUACUGUUGCUAGCAUUACCCCAGACAUCUGUCUCGGCACCGUUGAAGAUAACGUGAUCCUGACCCUCAUAGCAUCACAAUCUGUCUUCUCCUUCCUCAACUUCGCCAUCUCCUACCUGCCCAACAGAAGAAAAGUCAUGCUUAUAUGCAUCUUGUGCUCAUCUGCCUUAAGUGGCAUUUGCAUCAACCUGAUGCCUGAGCCUAUCUCCAGUGUCUUCUUCUUCGUUGUGUUUACUUGUACUUGUCUCGGGAUGGGCAUGCUUGCUUCUUACUUCGUCGAUUUGUAUCCUACAUCUUACAGAGGUAUGGUGGCUUGUCUCAGCAUUAUGGUGGGUCGAAGCAGCACCUUCAUCGGCAUCAACCUGGUGGGGAACCUCAUCUUCUACCACUGUCAGAUCACAUUCUACUUGUGGUCAUUGCUGGUUUUGAGUAGUGCUGUGGCUGCCGUCUUCCUGCCACCAGAUAAGCCUCCAAUGGAAGCCACGGCACUGUAAACUGGUCUUAGUCUUGAACUGUCUGUGAUGCAUCAAAAGACAAAGUGCAAGUGAAAUUCGCACCAAUGUAUUUAAAUACAAUGUACUUACUUACAAUCAUAUUUAUAGUAUGGGUUUUUAGUGAAAUUCAAACGCUUUAAAAAAAAUAUAAAGUUAAGUCUAAGACAAGAAGAUAAUAUCAACAACAUUGACAAGGGUCCUAAAAACGCCGUAUUGAAGUAAUUCACCAAAAAAGCAAUAUUCCUAGUUGACAUUUGCGCAUAGGUAUUUAGGCAGAUAAAUGCGCAAUGUAAACAAAUGUCAAAUAGCAAUAUUGCCUUGUAACCCCCCAGUAAGGGGACGACUUUGUGAUCCCUAGUUUGGUUAGGACAUUACAGGCUGAUCACCUGAUUGUCCGAAAGUAAGAUGAUCCGUGCUUCGGAAGGCACGUAAACCGUUGGUCCCGGUUACUGAUGUAAGUACGUGGUCGUUACAUGAGUCAUGUCAGGGGCCUUUGGCGGUGCAGUAGUAACCCUGACACCAGGGUUGAGGUUGGUAUUCCACCUCACAACCCACACGAUAAGAAGGAGGGGACGACUGACUGACUGAAUCAUCAGGCUUUAAUCGAAAUCACAAGUCAUCAGAAGACAAUUUGUAGUCACUUUUGAUAUGAAAUCCAGCCGUCACGGCACGUCAACUGUACCGCACGCGGCGCGAAUUAUAUCGACGGCUUCAACCAACAGCCGUACGACUUCUAUCUACGAAUACAGCAUUCGCUGCGCUUAUUGGUUGAAGCUCUCGAUAUAAUUCGCGCCGCGCGCGGUACAUUCGUCGUGCAGACCCUGCAAAUGUAAUGAAAUGACUAUGGUGAUCAUGAUGGUAUGGUCAUCGUGUGAGAAAGGAGACAAUUCCUUGUCGAGUUAGUCCGGGAAGAUGUUUACCUAUCUUCCGAGUAAAAAAACAGAGUACUACAUUCAGCACUCGCGACAUGGUGACUUGUGCCGCGCGCUGCACGAAUUAUGUCGAGCGUUUCGACCAGUAGCCAUACGUCGUGUAUCUACGUAGAUAGCAUUUGAAAGAUAACGUGCGACAGAGUGGUAAAGUACUUAUCUGUUUAUAUUAUGUUUAAUAGUUAUGUAGUAGAAUACGUAAGUAGGUAUUUUCUUUUUACUUUCAAUCAAUUGUUUUGGAAUAUUUUUCGACUCAACAUAAAUAAAAUAAAAGUUA